GUACCUAGCGCAGCGAAGCCGGCACAAUGCCAGCCGCCGCCGUAGUCUCCCCUCUCCUCCUCUCGCUCUCCUCGUCCUCCUCCCCCUUCCUCUCUUCCUCAUCCACCUCCUUUUUCCCACCCUCCUCCGCUGCCGUCACUCCACACGCCGCCGUCAGGACGAGGGCGGCUGUCUCCGUCCUCCGCGCGCUGCGCGCCGAGGCGGCCACCCUCCCCGUGCUCUCAUUCACCGGAGAGAAGGUCGGGGAGGUAACCCUCGACCUCAAAUCCGCGCCACCCUCCACCGCGCGCGCUGUCGUGCACCGCGCUAUCAUCACCGACCGCCAGAACGCGCGCCGAGGCACGGCCUCCACGCUCACCCGCGGCGAGGUCAGAGGCGGAGGGAGGAAGCCCUAUCAGCAGAAGAAGACGGGGAAGGCGCGGCGGGGGUCGCAGCGUACCCCGCUUCGUCCCGGCGGUGGCGUCGUGUUCGGCCCCAAGCCCCGCGACUGGUCCAUCAAGAUCAACCGCAAGGAGAAGCGCCUUGCCAUCUCCACUGCCAUCGUGAGCGCCGCCAAGGACGCCUUCGUUGUCGAGGAGUUCGAGGAGGCCUUCGCGUCGGGGCCCAAGACCAGGGAUUUCGUGGCCGCUUUGCAGCGGUGGGGGCUUGACCCGAAGCAGAAAGCCAUGUUCUUUGCCACGGACUUCGACGACAAUGUGCGGCUCAGCGGCAGGAACAUUGGUUCCCUCAAAAUGCUCACACCCAGGACGCUGAACCUGUACGACAUACUCGACGCACGCAAGCUCUUCUUUACUCCUGCUGCUGUAGACUACCUCAACUCCAGGUACGGAGCCAGUGUUUCCGAUGACUACUAUACUGAUGACGAGGAUGAUGGCGAGGAGGAACUGGUCGAGCAAGAAGCAGAAGAAGGCACCACAGCAGAUGCUGCUCCAGAUGCAACUGAAGAGGGCGAGGCAGACAGCAGCUCCUAGGCGGGAAGUGUAGAUUUGUUGUUUCGCAUUUGUUAUGUUACCCUCAGGUGAGGAUGGUGGGGAAUUCUUUCCUAACGGGGAGACCUUUUGUCUGCUUUUAUUGUAAGUUGAUUAUGUUCUCUUACUGAAGCAGUAUACUAGAUUUCCAAACCUCACAUAAGAGCAUGUUUUCAAAUACAUCAUCCGUUGUCGACCACUGCAUAUAAA
Messenger RNA from Zea mays, 1178 nucleotides. Its product is annotated as 50S ribosomal protein L4-like. Gene Ontology annotation, molecular function: structural constituent of ribosome. The transcript has 2 exons. Lineage: Eukaryota; Viridiplantae; Streptophyta; Magnoliopsida; Poales; Poaceae. Bases 27 to 971 code for a protein of 314 amino acids. The record is from RefSeq and is marked validated. Gene Ontology annotation, biological process: translation. Gene Ontology annotation, cellular component: ribosome.